This is a messenger RNA of Hypomesus transpacificus, 1916 nucleotides long. RefSeq lists its product as uncharacterized. The record is from RefSeq and is a predicted model, not a curated record. Bases 384 to 1916 code for a protein of 510 amino acids. The transcript is spliced from 4 exons. Lineage: Eukaryota; Metazoa; Chordata; Actinopteri; Osmeriformes; Osmeridae.
AAAAGUCUUAAAUUCGGAACUUUAAAUUCAAGGCCUUAAAACGUCUUAAAAACGGCCAUAUUUUCAUCCGAGGUCUUAAAUUUAAUUUAGUCAGGUCUUAAAAAUGGGUUUCUCUCGUUCAUUUCCAGAAACGGGCGCAGAAAGUUAUUACAAAGUAGCAAACAAAAAUUGAGUCAUAAAAUACAUAGCGGAGCUCUAGAGUCUUUGCUACAACGCUGCCCUGAGAACGUUGGUUCGGUGUGUUGUAGUUCUUUCGGGGGAUAUUGGUGAUGGUACGUACGUGGUGAUGGAACUACAAAUCCCAUGAUGAAUGCAUUGCAAUACUUGCCCGCGAAAUACGUUUGUGUCUCCUCAGAGUUUGAAAAGUUUGGUUAUGUGAGAAAAUGGGAAAGUGUAGUUUCAAAGAGUCAUGGCUAGAGCACAUCGAUUUCCGCUGUUGGUUAGUAGCGGUACCCAGCUCCAGGUACGAGGCUCGCUGUAAACUAUGUCUAAAAAAUAUUAAAUUAGGGACUCUGGGUGUGAAGGCGCUGGAGUCACACGCAAGAGCGGAGAAACACAAAGUAGCCAUAAAAUGCCUUCAGCGGACACAACCAAUUAGUGAGUUUUGUGCCUCACCCCUGCCUUCCCUGCCGUCUUCCUCCUCAAUGCCGGGCCCCUCCGGUCUCCAGCGCAAUAUCGCAGCUCCCUCGAACGACCUUCGGGCUACUUUUGGAUCGACUGAUACGUCGAAAGCCGAGGUGCUGUGGAUACUGCACACGGUGACUAAACAUCACUCAUUUAAUAGCAACAGUGAGAUUGGCGAUCUUUUCCGAGUGAUGUUCCCUGAUUCGGUAAUUGCGAAGACGUUCACUUGCGGGCCCAACAAGAUCGCCUAUGUGGCAAGAUUUGGAUUGGGGGAGUUCAUAAAGAGGGAAUUGAUUCGUUCCAUAACCGGGCCGUAUGUCGUAAUGUUCGACGAAAGUCUUAACCAGACCACCAAGACCAAGCAACUUGACGUCCACGUUCGUUUCUGGAAUAAUGGCAAUGUAAAGUCGAGGUACCUGGGUUCACAGUUCAUGGGACAUGGGACAGCGCGGGACCUACUGAAACAUGUCAAAGAGUCUUUGGAUCAAUUGGACUGCAGCAGGCUGAUGUCAGUCUCCAUGGAUGGGCCUAAUGUUAACUUUAAGUUUUUAGAGCUCCUCCAGCUUGACCAUGCUGAGAACUACGGGGGUGCACAACUGGUGUCCGUUGGCAGCUGUGGGCUCCACACACUGCAUAAUGCCUUCAAGGCUGGCUUUUCGAUGUGGCAUGUGGACAAGCUACUAAAGGCAAUGCACACAUUAUUCCACCAUGUUCCAGCGAGGAGGGAGGACUACGUAAGAGUCACCAAGUCCACAGUGUUCCCUCAGCCAUUCUGCGGCCAUCGGUGGCUGGAAAACCUUCCGGUUAUCGAGAGGGCUCUGGCGGUCUGGCCAUCUCUCCAGCUAUACCUGGAUGCUGUGCACAGAAAAGAGCUGCCAAACCCCAAGACGGCAUCAUUUGACACCAUUGAAGCAGCCCACAACGAUCCUUUAACCAUCACAAGGAUGCACUUCUUCAUGACAGUGGCCAGGACCUUUGAUCCAUUCAUGAGGAAGUACCAAACAGACGAACCUGUGAUGCCUUUCUUUGGCAAAGACUUGGCUGAGUUGCUUAAGAGUCUACUGAGGCGCUUUGUUAAAAGGCCGGUCCUGCAAGACAUCACUGCCCUUCAGCUUACCACACUGGACCUGUCUGACAAGAACUUGCUCCUCUUCCCACAGAAGGUUGACAUCGGCUUGGGUGCUGAGGAAGCUCUCAAGGGGAUACCAUUGUCCAACAGUUUGAGUCUUUCCUGUCUGUUGAGGCAAGGAACGAAGAACUUCUCAACUUCCAGCCAUUUGAGAACCGACUAG